CUUUGCUAUUUCCUCAGAUCUGAUUUUGAGGUGCUCCAUCAAUUCCAGCAUGAAAUAAGCAGUCCAAAGCAGUCUUACCUCAGCGUGCCCCUGUUAAGGACCCUCUGGUGGCUAAAGAGUCCAUCCACGGGACAUGUACGGCAGUGCCAGAGCUGUAGGCCAAAUAGAGAGCAGCCCCGCCCGGUCUCCGCGCCUGCCAAGGUCUCCGAGACUAGGCCAUCGGAGGGCCAAUAGCGGGAGCGGGGGUAGUGCCGGUGGAAAGACACUCUCCAUGGAGAACAUCCAGUCUCUCAACGCUGCCUAUGCCACGUCGGGGCCCAUGUACCUGAGCGACCACGAGGGCGUGGGCUCCACGGCUACGUACCCCAAAGGCACCUUGACUCUGGGCCGUGCUACCAGCCGGGCCAUGUACGGAGGCCGAGUCACAGCCAUGGGCAGCAGCCCCAACAUCGCUUCAGUGGGGCUGCCACACGCUGACCUCCUGUCUUACAGUGACCUGGGCUCUCUCUCCAUGCUGCACUCCCACCACCACCAGGGGGUGCCCUCUGCCUUGCUGAGGCAGGCAGUGCGGAGCAGCGGAGGUGAGCUGCUGGAGAUGCAGGCCCAGCUGAGGGAGAUGCAGAGGGAGAAUGAGAUGCUGCGCAGGGAGCUUGACCUGAAGGACAGCAAGUUGGGAUCUUCCACUAACAGCAUCAAGAGCUUCUGGAGCCCUGAGCUGAAAAAGGAGCGAAUAAUGCGCAAAGAAGAGGCGGCACGCACAUCAGUCCUUAAGGAGCAGAUGAGAGUUACUCAUGAGGAGAACCAGCUGCUGGAUGCCAGGAGAACCAAGCAUCUUCAGAUGACCAUUCAAGCUCUGCAAGAUGAACUUCGCACACAACGGGACCUCAACCACUUGCUGCAGCAAGAGAGCGGCAACCGCUCUGGUUCUGAACACUUCACCACCAUUGAGCUGACAGAGGAGAACUUCCGUCGGCUGCAGGCUGAACAUGACCGGCAGGCUAAGGAGCUGUUUUUGCUGAGAAAGACCCUGGAGGAGAUGGAGCUGAGGAUCGAGACCCAGAAACAAACACUGGGUGCCAGAGAUGAGUCCAUAAAGAAACUGCUGGAGAUGCUGCAGAGUAAAGGUCUGCCACCAGGGCCCGGCCGUGCAUCAGAAGAGGAGGAGCAGGAGAGAGCCAGGCGCAUUGCUGAGGCAGAGGCUCAGCUCGGACACCUGGAGGUCAUUCUAGAUCAGAAGGAGAAGGAGAACAUUCACCUGAGAGAGGAACUGCACAGGAGAAAUCAGCUACAUCAGGAUCCAAGCAAAACCAAGGCCCUGCAGACCAUCAUAGAGAUGAAAGACACCAAAAUUGCCUCCCUGGAGCGCAACAUACGGGAUUUGGAAGAUGAGAUCCAAAUGCUGAAGGCAAACGGCUUACUGAACACUGAGGACCGUGAAGAGGAGAUCAAGCAGAUGGAGGUCUACAAGAACCACUCAAAGUUUAUGAAGACAAAGAUUGACCAGCUGAAGCAGGAGUUGUCCAAGAAGGAGUCGGAGCUGUUGGCCCUGCAGACAAAGCUGGAGACCCUGAACAACCAGAACUCGGACUGCAAACAACAUAUCGAGGUGCUCAAAGAGUCGCUCACUGCCAAGGAGCAACGUGCUGCCAUUCUGCAAACGGAGGUGGAUGCUCUACGUCUGCGUUUGGAGGAGAAAGAAUCCUUUUUAAACAAGAAAACCAAACAGCUUCAAGAUCUUACGGAGGAGAAGGGCACACUAGCCGGAGAAAUUAGGGACAUGAAGGACAUGCUCGAAGUGAAAGAAAGGAAAAUUAAUGUUCUGCAGAAAAAGAUUGAGAACCUGCAGGAGCAGUUGCGGGACAAAGAUAAACAGCUGGGCAACCUAAAAGACCGGGUCAAAUCUCUGCAGACCGACUCCAGUAACACUGAUACUGCCCUGGCCACCCUGGAGGAGGCGCUGUCUGAGAAGGAGAGGAUUAUCGAGCGUUUAAAGGACCAAAGAGAGAGAGAAGACAGAGAACGCCUGGAGGAGGUCGACUCCUAUAAGAAAGAGAACAAGGAUCUCAAGGAGAAGGUCAACAGCCUGCAAAUAGAAUUAACAGAGAAGGAGUCAAGUCUUAUUGACCUGAAGGAGCAUGCGUCCUCCCUGGCAUCCUCCGGCCUAAAAAAGGAUUCAAAGCUCAAAUCAUUGGAGAUUGCCAUUGAGCAGAAGAAGGAGGAGUGUAGUAAGUUGGAGACACAGUUACAGAAGCAAGCUGAGCAACUAUUCAGUCAGAUGAACAAUCCUAAAGCCCAUGAGGUGGAGCAGCAGUCGGGAUCCAGAGGGAAUCCAGAAUAUGUAGACCGGGUGAAGCUGCUGGAAAAGGAAGUGAGCUACUGCAAGGAUGAGGCCAGUAAAGCUCAGACAGAGGUGGAGAGACUUUUGGACAUCUUACGAGAGGUGGAGACUGAAAAGAAUGAUAAGGACAAGAAGAUUGCUGAGCUGGAAAGUCUUGCUCCCAGACAAGGAGGCAAAGACCAGACUAAGAAGGGUCCAAGCAUCAAAUUGGGAACUCAAGGGGACAAGAAAGGCUUAGGACAGGACCCGCGUAGGGACGGCACCAUGGACAGCAGCCACCAUGUGAAGUUGGAGGAGCUGAUGGGCACCCUGGAGAGGACGAGGCAGGAGCUGGACGCCACCAAGCAGCGUCUGUCCUCCACACAGCAGUCUCUGCAGGAACGAGACACCCACCUCACCAAUAUGAGACAAGAGCGCAGGAAACAGCUGGAGGAGAUCCUGGAGAUGAAACAACAAGCUCUUCUGGCAGCCAUCAGUGAGAAAGAUGCGAACAUUGCAUUGCUGGAAUUGUCUGCCUCCAAUAAAAAGAAAACCCAAGAGGAGGUUCUGGCCCUCAAAAGGGAGCGAGACAAACUGAUGCACCAACUUAAACAGCACACACAAAGCAGAAUGAAGCUAAUAGCUGACAAUUAUGAAGAUGAGCAAUAUCACUCACAUGGUCCUCACCAUCCCCAGCCUCAAACCCCGCACCCUCAACCUCAACCUCAGCCCCAGACCCAGUACCCCCAUCCACCCCACGGCCAGCAAUCUCCUUAUCAACACGCUCCACAUCCGCAGCACCCACAGCCUCUUCCUCAGCACCCUCACCCACAGCUGGCACAGCCGCAGUACUCCCACCCUCCUCAUCAGCAGCACCCUCAGCACCCCCAACCACCUCCCCAACACCAACAGCACCCACGCACCCCACAGCCACAGCACCCGCACCAACCACACCCUCAGCAUCCCCAGCAGCACUCGCACGGGCAUCCACAGAUGCAGCACCCUCACCCUCAGCACCCACACGGGCCGCCGCAACAAGGUCCCCACCCACAGCAUUCACAUCCCCAGCAUCCUCAGCACCCACACCACGCCCAGCAUCCACGUCAUCCAUCACCUCACCAUCGUGGAGGACCAGUCCGAGGACCCCCCCAUGCUGGACACCGUCCUUCCCCAGACCAGGAUGAUGAAGAGGGAAUCUGGGCGUGAUCCUCGCUGUGACAACCAAAGCUGUAAUGUUGUUUUGAGGGAUGAUUCAGUCGCUACUGGAGGAGCGCAGCCAUACCAUGACGUCACUACGACUACACAAUCAUUUGUUUCCUCCACUCAGUCAACACUCAGCCAUGGAACCUUUGUUGUUUGUUUUUCCUUCACUGGGUAAGAGAAG
This is a messenger RNA of Thalassophryne amazonica, 3701 nucleotides long. Its product is annotated as ELKS/RAB6-interacting/CAST family member 2. The transcript is spliced from 19 exons. NCBI's taxonomy places the organism in Eukaryota, Metazoa, Chordata, Actinopteri, Batrachoidiformes, Batrachoididae. Gene Ontology annotation, cellular component: cytoskeleton of presynaptic active zone. Gene Ontology annotation, molecular function: structural constituent of presynaptic active zone. The record is from RefSeq and is a predicted model, not a curated record. Bases 134 to 3523 code for a protein of 1129 amino acids. Gene Ontology annotation, biological process: regulation of synaptic plasticity; neuromuscular synaptic transmission; maintenance of presynaptic active zone structure.